UCUACGCAGUGUGCGGAUCUAGCUCAGGAUUUUACGCGUAGAGUUGUGGAAUUAUACGCCAAAGCUUUCCGAUCGACAGUUACUUGUAGACGAUGUCGAUCCGACGUGGAGGAGUUUGCGGAGUCAAGUCGAAAGCUUGCCGGAAUUUAUUCGGACCCGUUGACCACGAAGAGGUCGAUGCGUAUUUGAAGAAGGAACUGGGGAAAAUACAGGAAGAACAGAACCAGAAGUGGAAUUUUGAUUUUGGUACAGACACUCCUCGUGAUGGCAGUUUCGAGUGGGAGCCUGUCUAUGACAACGUCCCACAAUUUUACCAGGCGAGAAUUCUAGUUUCACCGAGGUGUGUUAAAAGGACUAGUCACCCCGAUAAUGUGACGGACACGAGACUCACUACUACAAUUACAAACCACAGUAGUACGGCAUGUGGACUCGGCGAUCACAUACGCCCAACACAGAGUGACCAAAUCGACGAGAAUACGCCGUCCCAAUCCGAUCUCCAGAAACAGCCGGAUAACUCAUUUGCUACCCCUAAAUCGCGUGGAACAAAUAAAUACAGUAAAAGGACAAGUGCAACAAGAAAAACAACAAAACUUACGAGGGCGAAUCAAAUACAGAUUUCAGCAGACUGCUUUAGGCAGCGGAAAUCACCGAAGAGAAAGCUACAACUAUGUGUGAAUGAUCAGACCGGUUCAGCCAUCAUGUCAGUUGAAAAACAGCCAAGGAUGGUGGAAGAAACUGUGCAGUCAUAAUGUUAUAGUAGAUAUGAUGUUUGUACUGGUACUAUCAGCAGCCAAAACAAUGCCACUGGAAGCCAGCCAACACAUAUGUCUGUGCUCAGAUGCAAAUGGAUUGGACAACAUGUGUGGAAAAAACUGGCAUUCUGCCAAGUUUCUGAUGACUAAAGGAGAACCUGGUAAUGUUUCUGCUGGUUGGCGUGGCGACUACAGCUGGUCUGGAAAACCUUUGUAGCUUAAUCAUUAAGCAAUGCUAAAUAUGGACUUGUCAUCAACAGACAGUUAGCAUAUAAUAUCAAGAUUUCAUAUUUAUAUACGUUACAGGUCAUGAGGUCACAUGACUGUUUUAACUAUGUGCUGGUAUUAUAGUUUCUUACAUGUUUUGCCAGGGGUGUUACAUUAUGCGAAACUGUCAUCUUAUCGUAAGCCUGUUGCAUUGUUGUAAAAUAUUUUUUUUAGAAUUUUCGGUGCUCAGUUUUUCACUGCCAGUUUAUUUACUAGCAAAUAUCACUGCCAUGUUUUGACAUGGUCUAAAUUUUUAACAGCUGUAUACAUAUUGCAACUGUUGUUCAUUAUCAAUAUAAUGUUUAUGCUAAAUAUUGUGCAGCUGUUAAAAAUUUAUACCAAGUCGUGUUUCAGGAAAACCAAACUUACGCAAGUUUUUUUUUUAAAAACCAAAGGAUAUGUACUUUCAUGCUAGUAUUAUCUGUACAUAUUAAAGCCAUCAUAGAUUAGACAUAUUUCUAAGUCUGUUUAAGUAAGAUUAGAAAAAUCCUGAUUGCUGUUAUCCAGGAGGCUUUAUCUGAUGAUCUCAAAACUUGGUCUCUGUCUCCUUUAUUAAGGGAUUUAAUUGAAAUGUUUAAAUAAAAACAUUCCAUCACAUCACAAUGUGUUUUACAAAUAUUUAUAUUGUAUUGAACAUGUUGCAAUUCACAAAAACAAAAUUACUUUUCCCUCAUAUAAAUGGUUUUGAACCAGACCAGAUAUGUGUUCAAUUUAAUGGUUUCAAGUGUUUUUAGUCAACUACCCCUGUGUAAAAUGGGUUAUUCCAUUAUUUUUAAAUAAUUUGCAAGCCAACAAUUCCCAUGUAUUGGUAUUCUUGCAUACCAAUUUUCCUACCCAUGUCUAUAAUGGUUUAUUCCAUUGUUUUUAGAUAUCAGUUUGACAGAUUCAGCCCCUACCCUUCCUUGUUUGGUUUUUAAAUUAAAUUUAUUCUCAUUCAGCUUGGCUCAGUUCAACUAAAACCAUCCAUACAAUACUUGGCCAGUUCAUGUUCUUCAGCAUUUUAAUUUUUUAACAUUAUUUAUUUUUUUAUUUUCAAAAAUAUAAUAAUUGGAAUAAUUUGUGAGAUGAAAAUACAUGUUACUUUGAAUAUGUAAAUUGCUUGUACAUAAAUAAAAUAUUUUUUUUGUGUUAA
This is a messenger RNA of Saccoglossus kowalevskii, 2151 nucleotides long. RefSeq names its product cyclin dependent kinase inhibitor 1C-like protein. Gene Ontology annotation, cellular component: nucleus. Gene Ontology annotation, molecular function: cyclin-dependent protein serine/threonine kinase inhibitor activity. The record is from RefSeq and is a predicted model, not a curated record. Lineage: Eukaryota; Metazoa; Hemichordata; Enteropneusta; Harrimaniidae. Gene Ontology annotation, biological process: regulation of cell cycle.